AUGUCUAAACUUAACCAAGAUGUACUUUGUUUGGUCCUCAAGGAACUAUCAUCUUGCAAAAGUCAAAGUUGGACGCGUGAACCUCUUUAUUCAUGUUUAUUUGUAAACAAACUUUGGUGUGAAACUGCUGUACCUAUCAUUUGGAGUAAUCCAUGGAAAUUCAUUAAAGAUUAUGGGAGGCUAUUUGAUCUUAUUAUUUCAUUUCUAUCAAGAGAUACACGGUUUCUUCUCAAUAAUCAAGGAAUCGAUUUAUUUCCAACGCAGCAUGAACACCAUUUAUUCGAUUACUUAAGUUACUGCAGAUAUAUGAACUUUGAUUGCAUUGAAAAAUCCAUCAGAGUUGGACUUGAUUCUUCCAGAUACAAGAAAAUAGAAGAAAGUCGACUUCGUUGUAUAGAACUAGAAAUUUAUAUAAUGAUUGUUAGUAAAUGUUCCGCUGUUAAAUCUUUAGAUGUGAUGAAUUUAAGACCACAAAUAAAACAUCAUAUCAUCGGAGCAACAACUUUUCUUGGAGGACUUAGGUCUCUAUAUUGUAAUUUAAUUAGUGAUCCGACAUUUUUUGAUUUAUUGGCAAAUACCUGCAGGACAUUAGAAAUGAUACACAUCGUGUGUCCUUCGUAUUGCAAGCUUCGUAAUUUGGGUUUAGCUAGAUUAAUCGAGGUUCAAAAUGGCUUAAAAUGGUUCGUGUUUGUCCAACAUCAAGCUGAAGCUUUUCGACAAGAAAUUGGAGAUGCUUUGAUUAAACAAGCCAAUUCCCUAAUUAAUUUUGAAUUAACAUAUCUCAGGAAAAUUUCCUUACCUUCAAAUAUCCUUUCCUCCUUUAAUAAUUUACAAAUUUUAAAAAUAUUUGAAUUCUUUAUGUUGGAUACAAUUUCUUACGACGUUGCGAUAAAUUUAAUUAAAAAGACCGAAGGAAAUCUCUCGAAGAUCUUACUUUAUAAUACUUUUAAUGAUGAACUUGCUGGAGAGUACCUUCUUGAAAAUUUAUUGAUGAAAUGUCAUCGGCUUCGAAAGAUUUUCAUUCAAGGGUUAACUAUUGCAAACAUAUUCGAUGAUUUGGAAGCCUUUUUCGAAAAUUGGAGAGGUCGGGAACCGAUCAUUUUAAAUUUCUAUGUAGAACUUUGUCACAAAUUGAAUUUUGAGAAAUUAAUUAGUGUAUUUGAAAAAUAUGAGGAGGAGGGUGUGCUAAAACGUUAUGAUGCUUUAGAGGAUUAUGGUUAUUUUAUAGAAUUGCUUCAGAAUUAG
Messenger RNA from Funneliformis caledonium, 1245 nucleotides. Lineage: Eukaryota; Fungi; Glomeromycota; Glomeromycetes; Glomerales; Glomeraceae. The record is from the annotation of a GenBank genome assembly.